Molecule: messenger RNA, 1137 nt
Organism: Thlaspi arvense
Lineage: Eukaryota; Viridiplantae; Streptophyta; Magnoliopsida; Brassicales; Brassicaceae
Source: the annotation of a GenBank genome assembly
UUUUACUUUCGGUUUAGUUUUUUUUUCGUUUCUUUUUUAGCAUCGGUUUAGUUUCUCUUUCUUAAUUGAGUGUAGGGAAGGAAAACUUGCGAGAAAACAGAGAGAAAAUUACAAAAAAGGGAGAAAGAAAGUGUCUGUUCGAUAAUCCCCUUCAGAUACAAGAAAGGAAACUCCUUUAAUUCACGAACCAUCUCGCUACAUUAAAAAUCUUAUCUUUAUCAAAGGGUUUUUGUUCAAUUCUUUGUUUGCGCAUUCCCAUCAGAUCUCUCCACUCCUCGAAGAUGAUAGAUUUCAGUCGAGUCCAAAAGGAGCUCCAAGAUUGCGAGAAGGACAAGGAUUCAUCGGGUAUCCGGGUCUGCCCGAAAUCCGAUAACUUAACCCGACUCACCGGAACCAUCCCUGGUCCAACCGGAACUCCUUACGAAGGCGGCACUUUUCAGAUCGAUAUCACGAUCCCAGAAGGGUAUCCUUUCGAGCCUCCAAAGAUGCAAUUUUCAACCAAAGUUUGAGUCUAUAUAUCUUCGUUGAUUCUUCUAAGGCACCCGAAUAUAAGUAGCCAAAGCGGUGCAAUAUGCUUGGAUGUUCUGAAAGAUCAGUGGAGUCCAGCUCUGACUUUGAAGACAGCUCUUGUUUCAGUCCAGGCUUUACUCUCUGCACCAGAGCCCAAAGAUCCUCAAGAUGCUGUUGUAGCUGAACAGUACAUGAAGAACUAUCAAGUGUUUGUAUCAACAGCUCGUUACUGGACCGAAACAUUCGCGAAGAACUCGUCUCUAGAGGAAAAAGUGAAGAGACUUGUGGAGAUGGGUUUUGGUGAUGCUCAGGUUAGGAGUGCAAUUGAAUCUAGUGGUGGAGAUGAGAAUGUGGCGCUUGAAAAGCUCUGUUGCGGUUAGAAUCUAUCAAACAGGCCUCAUUGGCGCUAGAUUAUGAAUAUUAAUUUGGUUUUUACAACUUUUGUGUAUGUGUUGCGUUUCUGCUCUUGCCUGCUCUGAUAAUGGGUGAAACUGCUUAUUAAAUGCAAUGCUAUUAUAUCCGUAAAACAAAAGAUCUUAUCUUGCAGAGAUCAUUGGGCAUGGAGUGUGUCAGGUUUAUUUCAAUGUUUUUUAGUUGAUAGAAUUGGUUGGUUUAGGACCUUAGGUG